CCUCGCACAGGUAAUUCACGAACCUCCUAUCCGAUAUUUUUUUUUGUUUUUUGUUCAUACAACUUCGAAGGACUGCUGAUGUAGACAGUAAUUCCUCAGGAAUCAUGCCUAGGAAGAGAUCUCUUCUCCAAAAACAAUUUGAUGAUUCAUCAUCUGAUGACGAUUGUUCUAUAAUAUUAUCGGCUGCUCAAAUUUUGCAAAUCGCUAGCAAGGAAAAAGGGCCACAUGGUGGAUCUGUCAAAGGUCACAAAGUUAUUUACCGUGAUAGAGAAGCCGGCCAUGAAAGGAUGUAUCAAGAUUAUUUGGCUGAGAAUCCAACUUAUGGGCCCGAUUUAUUCCGUAGAAGGUACCGGAUGUCUAGGAAUCUUUUCUUACGCAUAAUGAGUGAUGUAGAAGACCAUGAUGACUACUUUGUGCAGAAAAGAAAUGCAGCUAAUGUUCUUGGCUUGAGUUGCUUCCAAAAAGUCACUGCGGCAAUGCGUAUGCUGACUUAUGGAACAGCUGCUGAUGCGGCAGAUGAGUAUGUUCGUAUUGGUGAAAGUACAACGCUGGAGAGCCUGCGUCACUUCAUUCGUGCAGUUGUUGAGCUGUAUGAAGAUGAAUACCUCAGACAACCCAAUGAGGCGGACACAGCACGAUUACUUGCAAUGGGUGAGAAAAAAGGAUUUCCAGGAAUGUUAGGGUCCAUUGACUGCAUGCAUUGGGUGUGGAAGAAUUGUCCAUAUGAUAAGCAGGGUCAGUACAAGGGCCAUGUAGAUAAGGCCACCAUCAUUUUGGAGGCUGUUGCUUCAGAUGACCUUUGGAUAUGGCAUGCUUUCUUUGGAUUGCCCGGGUCUCAUAAUGACAUCAAUGUUCUUCAUAGAUCACCUUUGUUUGACAACCUGGCAGAAGGUAGAGCUCCAGCAGUUAAAUUUUCUGUCAAUGGCCACGACUACAACAUGGGUUAUUAUCUUUCAGAUGGCAUAUACCCAUCUUGGGCUACUUUAAUUCAGUCUAUCAGUCGUCCUAUGGGUAAUAAGCAGCAAUACUUUGCCAAAGCGCAAGAAGCAGCAAGGAAAAUGGUGGAGAGGGCAUUUGGCGUUCUUCAAUCUAGAUUCGCCAUUGUUCGUGGUGGGGCACGUUUUUGGGACAUUGAGACAUUAACACUAAUCAUGAGGGCUUGUGUUAUCAUGCAUAACAUGAUCGUCGAAGAUGAAGGAUUCAUGAUGGACCAUAAUGAGUCAUUCGAUUAUGGAGGUGAGACUGUGGAACCUGCACGUGGCCGGCUAGCUCGCACGCUUGAUGAAUAUAUUGAAGCACAUCAGCAAAUCAGAAACAAAGACACCCAUGUGCAACUGAAAGAAGAUCUCAUCGAACAUCUUUGGAACCAUCAUCCAGAUUUGUACUCAUACAAAAUAUGAGCCUUAUUUUGUAUUAAUUUAGCAUUACAAAAAUUUUACAAAGUAUU
Messenger RNA from Sorghum bicolor (sorghum), 1447 nucleotides. Its product is annotated as putative nuclease HARBI1. The transcript has 2 exons. Bases 105 to 1400 code for a protein of 431 amino acids. Lineage: Eukaryota; Viridiplantae; Streptophyta; Magnoliopsida; Poales; Poaceae. The record is from RefSeq and is a predicted model, not a curated record.